Dermacentor andersoni is the source of this 13672-nucleotide messenger RNA. RefSeq lists its product as uncharacterized. Gene Ontology annotation, biological process: regulation of transcription by RNA polymerase II. Gene Ontology annotation, molecular function: protein binding. NCBI's taxonomy places the organism in Eukaryota, Metazoa, Arthropoda, Arachnida, Ixodida, Ixodidae. The record is from RefSeq and is a predicted model, not a curated record. Gene Ontology annotation, cellular component: nucleus.
UGCCGUUGAAACUUGCCUAGGUGUGAUGGUACUGCGUCAGUAGAGACGAGGACGCGAGAGUGGACGGCCGCAUACGCGGUGAGCCGCGCUACCACACGAAUGAACGCUAAAUCUCCUAGUCCAGUAUAGCGCGGCAACGACCUCAAGCAACAUGGGGUCCCAGCAAUUCUGCCUCAAGUGGAACAACCACCAAUCGAACAUGCUGGCCGUGUUCGAGCAGCUUCUCUCCAACGAAGCGCUGGUGGACGUGACGCUUGCGUGCGAAGGUCUAUCGCUGAAGGCCCACAAGAUGGUUCUGUCCGCUUGCAGUCCCUUCUUUCAAGCUCUUUUUGUCGAAAAUCCCUGCAAGCACCCCAUUGUGAUCAUGAAAGAUAUGAGAUAUAUGGACUUAAAAGCCAUCGUCGAGUUCAUGUACCGCGGCGAGGUUAAUGUAUCUCAAGACCAACUCUCCGCUCUUCUCAAGACUGCGGAGACGCUCAAAGUCAAGGGACUGGCGGAAGUCACCGGCGAGAACAAGCAUGGUGCGCUUGUGAGUGUGGACGGUGCGGAUCCUAAGCCAGUGGGCACCCCCCGUGCCGAAUCUCCGCCGCUUAGUAAACGGAAAAGAGGGCGGCCUCGGAGACGCUCGCCUAGCGAUUCUAACAAAAGCGAUUCCGAAGACCAGGGUGGUCCUCCGGCGACGCGCAUCAAGGGACCCGAAAGCCCCGAAAUCAUCGAGGAUGGCAGUUUGUCGAGCGACCGUGUUACGGCCCUUCCGGCCGCUUCUCCUUCGAGUCGGACUUCUUCCACUGUGGCGGUGUCUUCUACGGCUGUGCCUCCUAGCGCGCACCUUGGUUCCACCGCCAAGGCCACCAACUCUUUGGCCACCUCGCAGCAUACUCAGGACUCCAUUGGUGACGACGUGGGGGAGGGCGACGAUGCGGACUUUGAGGUCGAGCCCUCUAACCUAAUGGAACAGUCCAUGACGACAGAGAACGUUCCUGUGUUCACGGACGUUGCCUCAUCAUCACAAGCACUAGGGAACGAGUCACAGCAGUCUCAUCACACAGGGUCCACAUCAGACAGUACAGCUCUUGUUCCUGUUCAAGCCUCAUUGCCUUCAGACAUCUCCAUUUCCAGUCAAGUGGACAUCAAACCGUCGCCUUCUAGUUUAAUACCCUACGACGACCAGGCGAUAUCGCCUGUAGUCGCAGCUCCUCCUGCCGCGGCGGCCUCCUCGGCGGAGGGCGCAUCCAUGGCUAUGAUGUUCAUGGACUCUUCGGGCGUCCCUGCAAUCGCCGGCCCGUCCAAUUAUCAUCCGGACAAGCAGCAGUCAACUCCAUCUCAUGGUAACCCUAAGAAUUCGAGUGCUGCUAAUACUUCAUACCCCACGGGUCUUGUCUGGGGAACUGUACCGCCCCAGAGUCGGGCAAUGGCAGCUGCAUCAUCCUCCUCGUGCAGAAAUUCUGCAGACUGGACUGCUCCUGGUCCUCCUGCAAGGAAGGCGGGCCCUUUUUGCCGAACCUGUAACAGGACUUUUUCAACACGUGGCAGCCUCAACCGACACAUGGAGAUGCACCAGCCAUUUCGUGUCAAGCAUGCCUGCCACCUUUGCUUCAAGGAAUUUGCUUGGCCUAGUGAUCUGACCACGCAUCUGCGCAUCUCCCACGGGUCACCUCACACGCGUCGUGUUGGACGCCUCAGCUACACCAAAGCAAAGCUACCUCCCAGCUGAGGCCCCAGUUUGUUUGCUCUGCGUGCAUUUGAUGGCAUUGCUUGCCUGCCUUUUGUGCUCACUGACUUCGAGAUUUACUUGGCAGUUCCCUACCUCUUUUGACCUUCUAUUGGUUUCUUGUCUGAAGGCAGGCCCUGUUUGUCAAGUGCAGGACGUUCUGGGUUCAACUCCCAGCAAUCACAACUUUAUAUUAUUAUGACCAAAUACUUGUUCUUGAGGUUUAAUUUUACAUUUCCUAAAGUCUUAGUAAUGGUAGCUUAUUGGAGCCCUCUCACGCUUUGCACCCAAUGCAAGAUGAUGACAUUACAUCACAGCAGUCAAGUGUUCAGAACUAAAGAUGUUGUUUUAGAUGCUAGAAUAAUGCUGUACCUCUAAAUUUAGUCAGUCGGUGAAUUAGGGUGUUGUCAGUCAAGCAGCUGGUAAAGCGGCUUUUUGUCCUGGUUCUGGCAUUUUGUCUUUGUUCUCUGCAAGGACUGAAUGUGAAAUAAACAAUGUUAAAAAAGGGAGCCUUUCCUAACAUGCACUGCUGCUUAUAACUGUAAGAACCAUUACAGGGUCAGUCAACAGGGGAAGUUAUUCCAGGUAACAUGCUCCCAAUGCAAAAAUAGCGCAGGCAAAGCAUGUGCAGGAAGUUUUUUGUUUAGCAGUGUCACUUCCUAGUGCAAACAUUGUAUUUAAUGUGGAUGGCUUGUGUAAAGAAGCUCUAUUUUUGGAGAGGUGGUUUUUGGGCAGCAUUAAACAGUGGGAGAAAGAUCUAGCUAGUUGAUGCCAACAUGUAUUGUGCUGCCACGCAUCAUACUCUCAUGUGGCAUCAUUAUGGUAAUGUGAGAGAGCCUCAUGCUUUUCAGAAAUAUUGUGCAGCACUGCUUUAUUGAUUAGGGGUGUUGAAGGUCGACUAAUUUUGGAGACAGACACAAGUCCCCAAGUGGCAUAGCGAUGAAACACUUCAUUGCAGCAAAAGCUAAUAAUCAAAGCUGCCAUAUUAGAUUAAAAGAAAGAAAAGCUAUUUAUUCCAUUAGUUAAUUAUGCUUGUAACAGUAUAACCUCAUUAUUCAUAUUUUUACCAUAUUGCAGGAAAAAAUAAGUGUUAGCUAAGAAAACAAACCCUUCAGGUACAUUUAGAUACUUAAUGUUGGCUAGAGCUUGAAUUUCUUAUUAGUUUGUUUUCAAUGCUUGAAAUAGCAUUAGUAGUACUCUAUUCUGUUGUUGACUGAGGUUGUUGGUGCAUGUCUGCACCAAUGCUUCUAAGGCCAGCAUGAAUGCCUAAGGCCAGCGUUGAAAAAUGAGGCAAGAUUAGACAGCACUAGUGUAAACAACUUUCUGGGUUAUUGCCAAUCUGUUUUUAGCCUGCUUUCAUGUUUUCUAACCUUGUUAUAUUUUUUUCGUGCAGUCCCCAAGGAUUCACGUAGAUAAAGGGUCAAUGCCGUCAAAAGCCCAAAAGCCUCAUUAGGGAAAAUACAUCAUCUGUUACCAAGAGAGUGUCAGUGGGACUGCCCGAGUGCUUCUUGUAAAUAUGCCUGGGAUUAAACUUGCUUUCUCUAUCAGUGGCCGCCCGCCAGAUUUAGCGUACAAAGCAGUGGCUUAGCCAGGAUUUUAUUUUGGUAUUGAGGAAGGGACUGGGAGCUAAAACCAUGCUGCCUCCCCGCCCUGUUGUUUUUGCCACUAGUGGCAGGACAGCAACUACUUGGCAAAAAUUUAGCAAGGGUGCGUAAUUUUUAAUGUGUUGACCAGUGAUUAGCAUGAGCAUGUAGCUGUUUCCAGGUUCUUGUUCCACUGUCAUAAAUUUGCAAAGUUCUGCAUUACACCACUGAUUACACCAAACUGUGUAAUCAGUGCAUAAUAGUGUGAGCCCAAAAGUAUUUGUUUAUUGGUAUGCUAUGGUAGCCUGGGAAUUCAUGAAAGACUUCUGCUGGUGUGCACAUCUGUGUACCAAGUCGAGUAGAAUAUCAUUCCAGAAUGAAGACAGCCACAUGAGAGUGUUCCAUGUUCCAAUGCUUGGACAUUGCAUUAUUUCAAGAUCAGUACAGCUCCGCCAGUGAUAAUGUGUAGUAGUGUGGUACAAUGUCGUUUUAUAUUCUAAAGCCUAUCCACACAAAUGAGAAAGAUUACGUGCUGGUGUAGUGCACUGCACAGCUCUGCAAGGUUUCUUUUGUAAUUUUUGUUUGUGAAUUGCAAUGUAACAUGUAACAUCACCUGAUGGCAAGAUAUUGGUAGGACUCUGUGGGAUCACAGUGUAUUAUUUAGAAAAAGAAAACUGUGUUGCGCUAGCUGGGCAAAUUUCACACUGCAUAAUUUUUUUAAAAGACUGGUACUCCAAUCAGAAGCUGUCCUUAGAUGUGUUUUAUGUUAAUUGUAUGGAAAUGUCAGUCAUGCAGAGGAGAUAGAGCUCUGUUGUCUAAAAACAUUACAGCAUGUAAAUGUUGGUCUUUAAGCAAUUUCUGUACUAGCUUCAAAGAAAUUCUUUAAAGGAUAAUGAAUGCCACAAAUAAGAAAUAAAUAAAAUAUGUUACCUCUUCUGUCACAGUCACUGAAUGCUCUUGACUACAGAACCUGCACCUGUCUUUUUAUUGUUUCUUCUUCGUAGCCUUUUCACUAUUUAUAGCAUGCUUGUCCAAUGUAUCAUCAUAGAAUUAGUGUUAGCAGAACACACUCAUCUUGAGACAUUUGAAAUGUGCAGGAGCUGUAGUCGUGAACAGUCAUCGCUGUGGAUAAUUUCCUCAAUGCUAAACCCACAGUGCCGUGUUAUGGGGGUUUGCACUCCAUGUCAUCGGAAAGCGGUGCCCAUGAGAGUGAUUGUUCCAGAUGGGUGGUUCUCAAUUAUGCGAUGAGCUCCUAUAGAGUGUGAAUAUCCGUUCAAAAGGAGCAAUUGUAUUUCUCAGCUGUUAUCGUCUUUUUCUUUCUGUGAUGAGGUGAGGGUGCGUUUGUAGGUGACUAUACUAAAGCUCACCACCAAAAAGCACAUUAGACAGAAAUUCAUCAGACCAAGUUUCACCAAAUUUAACCCAGAUGAAAAGCUUACUGGACAAAAAUGUUGCAUAGAAAUUAAUUUUUUGGAGGCAUAAAAUAUUUGGGAAGCUUGGAUAGGUUGGGGUCAUGUUAGGUUGAGUAAAUUUGCUUUGCUUGUUUUAACUUGGGUUACCUUAGUUUGGCUUAGUUUUCCUGUCAGUGUUGAUGGCUACUUGAAGCACCCAGACAGACGGCCAUCUGUUGCACCAAUCCAACAUGCAGCUUGGAACAGUGUAUUCAGUACUAUUUUUCUGUAUGUUCACUAAAAAACAACUAUUCAGAAAUACUCAAUGUGAUACUAAACAUUUGAAUAUGGUUCAAGUAGCAGUACAUGCUGGGUUCAUGUGCAAUAUUCUUGCUAUUUGUACACCACAAUCCACCAACUUCUGUCGGACGAGAUUUCAAGAAUAUGUGAAUCUGUGUUUAUAAAAAUAACUUUUAUAUGGUAUGCUUGCACCCAGUUUAAUAACAGUGAGCAUUCGUUGUUCUGCUCUGGCAAAUGGUGAUGUUUUAUAUCAGGUGAGCACUUGCCCAAGUAGCUUUAACCCGAAUUUGUUCUCAUGUAAAGGGUCUGCUUACAUGUGAUGGCCCCGGUGCAGGGAUUAUUGAAGAAUCUGAUGUGACGUCCUAGUUUUGUGUUAUGCAUUUAUUUUAACCUGCUUUUGCAGACUGGAAAAAGAAAGUGGUUUUUAAGUUCUCAGGUAGACAACCAAGCAAUUACAAAGGCGCUAAUUACCUCAUUCUGGCACUUGUUUAAGUUUCGAUAUAGGUUCGGUACUUUUGCAUACACAGCAACUUGCUGAGUAGGUUUUGAGUAUAGAUGCAGUGUACUUCUUGAGGUGAGGGCUUUUCAGCAAUACACUGUUGCACAUUAAUUGCUUGUACCCAAUUGCAGACUGAAAUAGCUGCAAUGUGGCUGACAAUUGUAGUGUUGUUGAUAAUUUAUUUGCUUUAUCAUUUCCUAUUCAUUUUCAUACCCUGCCCAUGGCUACUUCUAAUUGUUAUCUUUUAGUGUGCAAGCGACAUGCAAUGAGAAGUGCUCUCUGUUAAUUCAUGCACAAGUCUAUGCUGUGAGGCUACAUCUGUUAUGAAAAGAGGCUUGGGAAUGCUUUGAAGUGCAACAGAACCUUGCAUGUGAUGCAGUUGACACCGCAUGCAACUAUGAAAAUUUCUUUGUGUCAUGGAAUACCAUUAAAGGAGCAUCAAGAAAGAAAUAAUGUUAUGUUGAACUAGAUUGGUAGGUUAUACUUGCAAAUAGCAGCUAAGGGACAUUUCCUUAGGAUGGAGGCUUGAGCAGAAACAGUGCAAAGUAACAGGAUCGAAGAAAGGGACACACACAGCACCACUGUCUUCCCGCUUUUCCAUCCUGUUCCGUUGUGCUGUUUUUGCUUAAGUCAUUAACAAACCAGCCCAAAUGAGUAUGCUUCAACAAAGGCUUGUUAUUCCAAAAAUUGGCAUGAAAGCAAAAUGUGGGUGGUGACGCAACCUCUAAGGUUGUCCACCAGUUUCCCAUGAUGUCAUAAAUUGUGGCAGAAUAUGGCCAACACUACCUAAACAUUAAUUAAUCAAGAAAGGAAUAUUGCAUUAAUAUACAAAGGAUAACUUUACUUGGCAAUAAUUGUGGACUUUUUUAAUACACAAUGACCCCAAUAUGUGAAAAUGCUGGAAUGUUUGUGACAACACAGAAUGACAUCAAUCUGUGUUGCCAAGCCUCAGACAUGAGGUGUCUCAGGUUCAGCUUCACUUUGCGUUUACCUUCAGUGUUCUUUUAAACAUAAACUGCAAUCAAGGGCUUUGUAAGUGCAACAUAUUAGAACUAGAUCAGUGAGAAACAACUUCCAGUCAAUUAUUAUUAUUAUUAUUAUUAUUAUUAUUAUUAUUAUUAUUAUUAUUAACUAGACUCGUUACUACGGACUUUGAUAAUCCGACAAUAAAACGUUCGUUGUAUCCAAAGUCAGUAAUAUUCAAAACGCCUCACUCCCAAAACUUUUGCUGUGAUGCCUAACAACUUUUUUGCAAAGACUGAGUGACAAACUUUCAAAGUAUAUAUAUAUAUAUAAAAAAGAGAGAGAGAGAGAGAGAGAGAGUCGCAGUUUCGCCUGAAAGGUGAAGCAUCGAUUGUGAUAGCAAAUUAAGCAAGAUAAGUGCGGCAGCAUCAGUGAGCUAAUUGACCUUCAUGCUGUCUCUCCCUUCAAAACGAACUAAACUUUGAAAGCACAGCACAUACGAAGCUACCGGUUCUGGGCGCACUUUGUCCACAUCGCAGUUCGCUUUCAAGAUACGGUGACCACGCUGUAAGCAGCACCCGCUGCCGAAGUAAAACCCCUCCUUCUUCACCCCCUCCCCCCCCCAUGCCUUCCGUGCGAAAAAAGAGGGCGAGCUACUGCCCUGCCUUCCUUCCUCGCGUGUGUGAUAUUGAGCCGCUAUCGUCGGCUGACCUUCGCAAGUCAGUUGUCAGCUCAUUUUGACAUGGCAAAAGUAUGUUUGUACGCCCAAUUUCGGAAAAAAUUGCUGCUAAUUUUGUCCGCUGUAGCCGAUUGUCCACUGUAGCAUAGUCUGUUAGAAGCGAACUUCGUUGCAUUAAUAAAACAGAUAAAACAAACUAAGGCUGAAAUAUGGUCCAUUAUAUCUGAAAAUCUGUUGUAUGCGGGUUCAUUGUAAUGAGGGUAGAGUGUAUUAUUAUUAUUAUUAUUAUUAUUAUUAUUAUUAUUAUUAUUAUUAUUAUUAUUACGUGACGAUUUUUUCUCCAUACAUAUCUGAUCACUAUAUCGACUGAAACAUCCUCAAAACUGGCUUUAUUGCCUGUUGUGUACACAGAUGUCUUCACAGGAAUGCCACUUUGGAACAUACACUCUGGAACUUGCUGAGGACCAUACUUCAUGUACUGCUGUUCUGUUUUUGGACAGCUGUGUGCCAAGUCUUGUUCUAAAGAAUACACACAUUUUGACAAAGACAGCUUUUCAAGCUAUUUCUUUUUUGUUUUGUUUUGUUUUUCAUUUUAGAAGUGGUACAUUCUUUCAUGCAGAGGCACAUAAUGUCAUCAAGCUAAACUAAAUGCUUCCUGACUUUUUGUACAGCAUCAAGGCGCAGUAAAAGAAUCCUUCACUGGUGUUUGCCGACCUGACAAUUGAUACAUCAAAGACAGCGAAGCUGUAUAAGCAUAUUCUCACCCAUUUCAGAAGUACUAGAGGUCUGUUUGCUGACUUUAAUCACUUUCCUGCUUGUAAAUUCUCAGCUGGCUGUAGCCAUUUUCAAGUGUGCAACUUGCUGUACUCGCUUUGUCUGUUUUCCCCACUGUUUCGUCUUUUGAACACACACACUUGAGUUCCUUAGUGUAUCAAACCUUGUAACUGAAGGCUUUCAGAAAGGUAUUCAAUCAAUUCAACCUCGAGAGGGCGCACAUGGCAGCAUUUAGAGCAACCGGUGUGUUGGUCUCAGCAUAUGCAUGCAUUGUGCAAUGAUUACACUAGCGCAUCUUGUAGUUUUGCAUUGCGCAAGGGUAGAUAGUGACCCUCAUUUAAUCAAGUAGUUUAUAUUAUGAGUUUCGAAAAUGCCACAGAAGCAUGAGCUAAUUGCCUAUGAAAUCUACAAUAACCAACACACACUGCGCCUAGCUCUCAUGAUGCUGUGCCUCAUCAAGUGAUUAUUGAAAGGGACGAGCAUUUCAUGACGUGCAACAUGCAGAAGAAAUUGGCAAGUGCUGAAGCAACGUAUGCGUACUCAGUGAUGCAGAUAAGUCAACAUAGCGGGAAAUGGAGAUGUGGAUGCCGCUCUAUAUGUAUACAAUCCACCUUCAUGAAAAGGAAUGCAUUAGCAUGUGGCCUGUGCUUCAUGGUGGCUGCUUAUGGCACAGCCAGCAUGCGACUCCAAAGUACGACGAAUGUCAACCUAUGGCUACAGUCAAGUUAAGAAAGCUCACAGCACCACUUGUAGUUGGCGUUAGCAAUCGCUUAGUGGUGGCACAAUAAGUGGUCACCACAGAUCCCAGGCUACACUGCCGUGCAUUCCCUUUCAUAAAGGCGCUGUGUGUACAAUGGAUAGGGUUUAGCAACAACUUGUUUGCCAUCAGGUUCCACAGGCCAAACAUACACCCCACUGCUAACAUUGGUAGUGAAUUUCGGACCAUAAAGGGCAACAAUGCAGAAACUAAUGCCAAGAAGAAACAUUGAGAAGUGGCUUUAGGUAUAUGCAUAUAAGGUAGUGCAGUUGAAACUCGAUUUAAUGAAGUGGUGAUCACACUGUAAUUAUUUCAGUAAAUCGGGAAGUCUGUUUAAUUGAGGAAGGAAUUUUUCAGUCCUUCGAAAUCUAAAAUUGUAACGUAGCGGCACACAAAAGCUACCAUGGCAUUCUAUUUGCUGCUAAUCCAGCCAUCUGUCUCGUGAACCAUGGAAUAACGAAAGCAACUACCGCCGCCCCUACCGAGGCGGUGUUCAGUCGGCUGUUCCGUGCAUGGGCACGGUGUGCAGCCUUGUCAAAAUAAAGCUCAGGAUCUGACCAUGGGGCCUAACGUGGUAGCUUUGGAGUGCACGCUCAAAGAAGAACCUGUCUGUGUCAAAAUUAUAUAGAAAUCACCGCUUUUUUUACUCAUUUAUUUCAGGAAAAACUUUGUUAAAUCGAUUUCAGUCAAGAUUGUUUAGUUAAUUUGGGUUGAUGAUAACAUUCAACCAUAUGGGUACCUGCCGGGGAAUGGAACUUUCUUCGUUACAUCGGGAACUUCUUAAAAUCGGGUUUCAUUAGAUCGAGCUUUAUAUAUAUAUUCACUGCAAUUAGGUAUGAUUGAGUCAAAGCACAGUGAGGAUAUAUAAUUACGAGGGUCUGUAGAUCAUCACUAAAAUAGGAUAAAUUUUUUAUCUGUGCUACAUGUGCCAUAAGUGAGAACGAGGGCUAUUGCUGAUUUAUUUCCUGUGAAUGCAAGAAAAUAAGCAUUUUCGUGAGGUUAUUUGUUUUUUUAAGACGCCCUAAUUUUUCAGAAACAUCCUUUUAACAGCUGUGCAUGAGUGGGUUUAUGGCAUUGUUUAUAAAACAUGGCAGCUGGCAAGAUGUUAUAUAGUUGCAAGAAAAAAAAUGCACAUUCAUUUGAACAAAGGUGCUAAUUUUUUAUUGUGUGUUGAGGUGUAAUAUUUGGUUUACUUGUUCAUUACACAAUCUUAUGAUUAAGUCAAUCUAUUUAGCACAUUUAGAAAGUUCUACGGACGUUUCUCAUUUUGCCUUAGACAUAAUAAAGGGACACUAAAGAGCAAACAAAAACCAGUUCAGAUUUAAUGUAUUCUUUAAAAAAUAUAUUUUCAUUAAUUUGGUGGAGAAGUGGUUGAUUGCUAAUGGAGAAAAUGAAGGUCAAGCUUUCCUUUCUUGAGUUUUGUGUGGGAACCUCAAUGCUGGCGCGUCACUAUGAUGUUAUGAACUGCAAAGUAUUUUCUUUAAUUUAGAUUGUUUAUGAUGUUAUGAACUACAAGGUAUUUUCUUUAAUUUAGAUUGUUUUAGUGCAGGGAUAGUUAUUAAAACUUGCUAUGUUGAGGUUUUGGCUCCUUUGGAAAGCCAAUAUGAUCUUCCAUAAUCUAUAAAAUAUCAACUAGACUCAAGCCGAAGCUGCCAAAUAUGUGACAUCAUGGUGAUCUGUUGCAGGAGCACUUACUUUGGUCAAAUAUGACAUAGCAAGCAUUUUCUCAUGAUAAGCUUAGCUGUCAUAUUAUUGCAGAAGCAUAAUUUACUAACGCAACUUAAGUUAAUGUUCCUUUAAUGUCAAUUUUUAAAGGAGUGCUGACACAAAAAUUUGGUGUCCUCCUUUUCUUGCUUUUUUAGGUAGCUGUCGACUCCAUAGUUUCAGUACUAAGCCUUAAUUCCUCUAGGGCACCACAAAUGAAUCAUUACAGCACCUUUUGUACGGCCUGCCCAAGACACUCGUCAAGCGCAGCAUUUGCGUCAGGCAUGAAAAAGGUUGCUUCUCCUGUCGCCGAAAGUGUAGGUGGUGGGGUGUGGUGGUCGAAGGGCAUACAAUAACUGUGGUGGCUGCCAAACUGCCAGAGCUGUCAAACUGGCCCCUCUGAUUGGUCACAUCUCUUGAAAAUGCAGGAGGACACGCUCUCUCCCCUAGUGUCCAGCCAUGGCCACAGUGUGUGGCUGCAUCGAUCAGUAGUAUCUGGUACCACAAGACCACCACAGUAGGUUUCGGUGACGAAGUAGGUAACCUUUUUCAUAUCCGAAGCCACGCUGCUUUUGGCGGGCAUUUUGAAAUGGUCGUAAGAAACUUUAACGUAAUUAAUUAUUUGCUGCACUCUCAGGGAAUUGAGACCCCAUAACGUAAUUACUGGGUUGAGGGCUAUUGAAUAAAGUAAUAAAAAUGGCAAACAAUUUCUGUCAGUACUGCUUUAAAGGGUAAAACAUAAAAUUACAUUGAGCAUUUUAGCACAGUUUUGAAUGUUUAAACAAAUGUCUGAAGAACUAGCUUUCGUUGUGAUGAGCAAGCUGAUUUGGCAUGGUGCCAAUAUCUUCUAUAGAUGUUGUCUAUGUAUUGCCCAUCGUCAGUGCUAUUGGGCUAGGAAUUAUAAGACAAGACAGGCUAUAUUUUUGCACGGCAGCCUGUUAACAGGAUGUUGGCCUUUCUGCUACGUGGGCCAAGCUGUGUUGUAAAGUGUAUGCACAAGAAAAGGUACUACAUAAUUUGUUUGUCUUCCAUCCUCAGCUAAUGGAUGUUUCUGGCUUACUACAAUGUUGUGCAUGCAAUAAAAUGCCAGAUUGGGGACUGGUAUUUUCAUGGUACCCGCUAAUUUUGUUGUCAUGGACCUGAAUGGGCAGUUCAGAUAGUGAACUGCAGUCACAUUUGAUGCUAACUUUUCAGGGGAAGUCUGUCUAGAGAGGCACAUGCUUUCUGUAAACAUGCUCUUGACUAGGGACUUUGCACCUUUUUUCACUGCUUGGUUUGCACUUUGUCUAAUGAUGUAGGCAGCACCAGUUUGUUUCCUUGUCUUUUAUUUUUCUCUAUGGAUAUGCUUAUGACAUUUAUAACUGACAUAAACAUGUUUAUUCAGUAAUCAGUGUUGCACAAAUUUUUGAGCCACAUCUUGUCACCAUGGCUAAGGAACACAAUAUAGUACAUUUUAAUGCUGGUCAGCAAUUGGUGUGGAUAUUCUUCAUGUUGUGCAUUUUAGAAACUGUUCCUUUAGAAAUGGUUGUGUAUAAAUACAGUGCAGUUUCUUCAGCAAUUGGUUUAAUUUUUUGCUGUUUUUGCUGGUUCACUGACAAGAAACAGUGGUGUUAUUACGAAAACUGCCUUCCUGUGAUUGUAAAACUGCUGCUGCUUCAGCAAAACCUUUAAGAUAACAAGCCAGUAUUUUUUCUGCUUGGAGAAAGCAGCACACAGAUUUCUAAAGCAUUACUCGCUAAUACUAUAAAGUCAUUGUUUGUAACAUGACUGCAAAAAUAAUCUCUUAAGUAACAACCAAAAUGUGAAACACGUGCAUUUUGACCUAUGUAAACAGUGACAUAACUAGGCAUUUUGGCAGGAAUGGGCCUAGGAAUGUGUUUAUGACAUGGUGAACUUCGUAAUUCAAAGAAUUACUGACCUCACUUCAGUGUAAGGUAGGAAAUGGGGUGGGAGCUCAAGUACUAGUGACAUGUCUUUGGCUUCACACUUGUUUGGAGGGUUAUUUUGCCAUCCCCAUGAUGCUUUGCAAACACAGAUCAACACAAGCAACCUGUUAGCCAGUUGUAUGAACAGUUACAGCUAUCUUAGCAUUUUUGAAGCUCAUUUGUUUGAACAGCUCAGAUUUCUGUUUAUUAAACAUUUAUUUUGAAAUCUGACACAUUUAACUGGUAGGAUCCGAACUUACGUUGAUCUGGUGACUCAAGUUAGACAGGAGAAGUUAAUCAUCCUUGAAGGAUGUCAAUUAAAUUAUUUAAUGUUUCAUUGUUUGCCUUGCAAACACUGUUCUGUAGCCAUAUUUAAUUUCUUUUUCUUUGUUUCUUUUUUUUUUUCUUAGCAAAUGAUGGUUGCUUGUAAAGUGCUGUAGUGCCCUUUUUCAUGCCAAAGUGCAGUCAAGAUACAAAAGCAUUGUUGUUUGCUCUAAAAUACCUCUGAGAAUUGAAGAAACUGACAGUUUUAUUUAGUAAACUAGGAAACGAAUGAGUUUCUUUUUGAAAGUAUAUAGCUUUAAUGGCACUCUCAGAUUUGUUCAUUGUGGCAUUUAAUUGUCUCAGGUCUCUUUAUUAUUCCUUCUUAUGAGUUCUUACAUUUAUUUUUAUGUCAUGGUGCUUUAUCAUUGUUGCUAUGAAAAAGAUUUUUCACACUGCACCUUUUGGGCAUCUAAAGGAGCACUGACAUCAAAAUUAUUGCUUUUCUUUUUUCUGCUUGACAUGAUGCCACAGUUAACAUGUAUUACAAAGAAAGACUUGUUGUUCAUUGACAGAUGUCACAGUUUCUUAUUAUCAAGCUUCUUCUUAUUAUUUUUCUUUUAUCAAGCUUGAAACCAUGCCUGAAACACAUCACCAGCUGUGAUUAGCAUGUAUGUGAAAGUUAUGAGAGAUCUGGUGUUGUUUAUGCAGUUCUAGUGAACAUUUCACUGCAUAUUUCUUGCUAUAUAUUGUAGUGCAGUGUAUGCAUGCUUGCAUCCCUUGCAUGUCACAGUGGCCAUCCUUGUGCUCCUUUUGGCAUUUCUACACCCAGUUUGCAAUGUCAUGAGCUUGAGAAGCACAAAAGCAUGUUGUGAAAAAAUGCUUUUGGUUGGUUACAGAUUGCCAUUGCCAAAUUAUGGACUGCGGUGCAUAAUCGGUGAUUACAGGGAAAAAAGUACAGUCAAAAUUUUGAUGUCGGUACUCCUCUAACAGUGUCUUCUGUUUAUGAAGUUGAUGAGCUUACAAGCUCAAAGUUUAUAACAGCUGUGUGAGGGAAAGCAUGCUCAUGUUAAUUAUAUAUUUUUUCUGUCACUUUUUGACAAAUAAAAUCGUUUGUACUCUUUC